AUCCCCUAUGCGAGCCAUUUUGCUCACUUUCUCUUAUACACGCACGUCUCCAACCCUCCCGACUCUCAGUCCUCCUCGACACACACACACUCUCUCUCUAUAGUCUCCUGAUCCGCUGCCUGCCGCGUACGAGCGAGCUCCCGUUUCUGAACACGAUCCGCUUUCGCUUGGCCCUCUGACGUUGCAAACCCUCCUCCAUCGCCGCCAUGUUCUUCGCCGCCCCUCACGAAGAAAAGGACAUUCCCGUCCUGCAGCGGCUCAUUCACGAGUAUCCCUUGGGCGUCAUCACCACGGCAAUUCCCUCGGAGAAGCAUCCUCUCAUCCUCUCCAGCCACAUACCCUGGGUCCUCGACGUCGAUGUCGAGUCCAAUGGCAAUGGCCUCGGCCGCCUACGAGGCCACAUUGCCCGCCAGAACCCUCAGAGCAAGGUUAUGAUGGAGGUCGCCGGACCCAGCAAUGGCAAUGGCGGCUAUGAACUUGAGCAGGAGGUGCUCGUCCUCUUCACCGCCGCGCCACACCACUACGUCACGCCCAAGUGGUACAUCGAGACCAAGCCCGUCACCGCCAAAGUCGUCCCCACGUGGAACUACGCCGCCGUGCAGGCCUAUGGCAAAGCCACCAUCUACUUCGACACAGCCGCCGAGGAGACGUCGCGCUUCCUCGGCCGCCAGAUGCACGACCUCUCGGAGCACACGGAGAGGUCCAUCAUGGACUACACCGGCAAGGAUGACCGCCCAGGCCCUUGGAAGGUCACCGACGCUCCCGAGCGAUACAUUGAGAUCAUGAAGAAGAACGUCAUCGGCAUCGAAAUUGUCAUCGAUCGGCUCCAGGGCAAGUUCAAGAUGAGCCAGGAGAUGCGCGUGGGCGACCGCAUGGGUGUCGUUGAAGGCUUCGCCCGUUUGAACUCUGAAGUCGGCAACACCAUGGCCAACAUCGUCAAGGAACGUAGCGAUCUCAAGGAGGCGGCCAAGGCGUAAUGUAGCGAUGGACUAGACGCAGGAUAACAUCCCGCCGGGCAUAGACUUUUGAUCGAGACGUACGCGAGGUAUAGACACGUACAGGAUUCAAAUAGAAGCAUCGGCAUGGCAAGGUACAAAGCCACUCUUCCUUAUGCGGCUGCGGUCAAGAGCCCACUGUCGCUUACGUAG
Molecule: messenger RNA, 1148 nt
Organism: Purpureocillium takamizusanense
Lineage: Eukaryota; Fungi; Ascomycota; Sordariomycetes; Hypocreales; Ophiocordycipitaceae
Exons: 1
Coding region: 207-977 (256 amino acids)
Source: RefSeq, a predicted model, not a curated record